AUGGCGAGCUUGCGAGGGAAAGUCGUUGCCUUGUCCGGCGGUGCCUCGGGCAUUGGCCUCGCGACAGCACGGUUGCUCAUUGCACGAAAAGCGAAAGUAUCCAUCGGCGACUUUGCAAAGGAGAGCUUAGAAAGUGUUCGGCGGGAAUUUUCGCUGAAAGACGAGGCCGAAAACGUGCUGACCGUCAUUUGCGACGUUUCCAAACGGUCGGACGUGGAAAACUGGAUAGAUCAGACUGUACAACACUUCGGCCACUUGGACGGGGCUGUAAACCUGGCCGCCACGCCUGGCAAAUUUAUCGGAGUGCGUUCAAUCACCGAGAUCGACGACGAUGAUUGGAACACCUGCGUUGCCAUCAACCUGACCGGGAUGAUGUACUGUCUUCGUGCACAAUUGAGAAAGAUGGCAGAUGGUGGUUCGAUUGUCAACAUUAGCAGCGUCGCCGGGUUAAAGACCAUUGUCAACGCCGCUCCUUACGUGGCAACGAAACACGCUGUCAUCGGACUGACACGUAACGCCGCGAAGGAGUUUGGAAGAGACAGAAAGAUUAGAUGUAAUGCUGUCGCUCCUGGAACGACAGACACCCCUAUGUUAAACUCAUCAAGAUCGAUCGCCGGGCCCACAGGUACUAUCACUCAGGGAAACGAUUACUCUCACGUUGCUCUGAAUCGCGUUGGCAGACCAGAAGAGAUUGCUGAGGUAAUUUGUUUCCUUCUCAGUGACGAAUCCUCGUUCGUUUCCGGUCAAGUCCACGUAGUGGACGGGGGAUGGUACUGCUAG
Molecule: messenger RNA, 780 nt
Organism: Cladophialophora immunda
Lineage: Eukaryota; Fungi; Ascomycota; Eurotiomycetes; Chaetothyriales; Herpotrichiellaceae
Exons: 2
Coding region: 1-780 (259 amino acids)
Molecular function (GO): oxidoreductase activity
Source: RefSeq, a predicted model, not a curated record